UUAGACGAGGAGGGGGGGGGCGUCAGAAAGCGCGCGGUUUCUCCGCACAGCGACGCGUUCGUCACCGCGUUUCCACACGGACGGAUUCAUUACCUCAACAUUAACCUGGGGAGAACAAAAACACACAACAGGCAUGCUGGCGUUCCAUUAGGAACGUCGCCGGUGUUUACAAUUAAACCGACGCAUUUUCUUUAUUUAUUUUUGUGAGAGGAUUGAGAGGUGGGGGGGGGGGGUUCAGUGUUGGCCGUCGAGCGGCCACAGCGGCCACCCUCAAGUUGCCGCGCGGCUUCAAUCGCGAAAACAACAAAAACAUCUCAAAUAAAACCGCAGCUAUUAAGCCGCAGGAGCACAAUACAGCUGGCGAAGGAAGACGUGUUGUGGGGAUUUUCGUGUUCUUGAUUCCUCAUUACUUGAAUCUUGAACGGAGCUGAGCUCGGGGGCGAUGGAGACACUGAUCGAGAAGCAGUGCGGCGCGCUCGAGGGUCUCUUCCAAGCCGUCAUCAACGACAUGAAGGGCAGCUACCCAGUUUGGGAAGAUUUCGUCAACAAAGCCACAAAGUUGAACUCACAGUUGAGGACGACGACGGUGGCAGUGGUGGCGUUUCUUGAUGCGUUUCAAAAGGUGGCAGACAUGGCGACCAACACCCGAGGCUCGACGCGAGAGAUCGGCUCGGCCCUCACCAGGGUGUGCAUCAGACACCGUAGCAUCGAGUCGAAGCUCAGACAAGUGUCAACAGCCCUAAUGGAAAGUCUGGUCUCUCCGCUACAAGACAAAAUUGAGGAUUGGAAGAGGAGUGCUAACCAGCUGGAUAAGGACCAUGCCAAAGAGUACAAGCGCGUACGACAAGAGAUUAAGAAGAAGUCUUCAGACACUCUUAAGCUGCAAAAGAAAGUGAGGAAAGGCAAAGGUGUGGAUGUGCAACCCCAACUGGAGCUGGCUCUGCAGGACGUCAACGACUCGUAUCUGUUGUUGGAGGAGACGGAGAAAGGCGCCGUGCGCCGUGCGCUUAUCGAGGAGCGUGGCCGCUUCUGCACCUUCGUGUACCACCUACGGCCCGUGCUGGACCAGGAGAUUUCCAUGUUGGAGGAAGUCACUCAUCUGCAGACCAUAGUGCAGGACCUGACCAACAUGACCUCCGAUCCUCACAGGCUGCCCCCAGCCAGUGAGCAGGUAAUUUUAGACUUGAAGGGCUCGGAUUUCAGCUGGAAAAUCCACACCCCACCCGCCUCGCCGAGCCUCACAGCUUCCUCCCGCCGCUCUAGCGUCAGCAGUGUGGCCCCUCCAACGCACCUGAGCAGCCGUUUCUACAGCGUGUCAUCCCGUGACUCUGGAUUCCCAGCCGCUGACGCCGCCUCCCUCACGCCCCCCGACACUCAGACAAAAGUGCCUAGCCCGGCGUCGUCCGACACCUCGGAGGCUUGCCUCUCCACCAGCGACUGUAGCUCGCCAUCCUCCACUAGCACUGGCUCCACGCAGGGCGCCGCACUCAAGGCGGACAAGUCGCUGUGUGGCUGUGACCGUGGCCGUGAGUUUGAGCCCGCGGUACCUCCGCCUCCCGCGGAGCCCGCGCCAUCCAUCAUGCCCAUGCUCCACCACCCCCGCUCGCUUGCCCACCGGCCCGCCUCGCUCGCCUUCCCUCCCUACCAUCACCAGCACGCCGCCCGCAGCCCACGUGCCUCAUACCACCAGCGCAUUGCGUGCAAGGAGUGGAGCAAACAGCCGAGCCCCUACGAGCAGCCGUCGUCCUCUGCCACGCUGCCACGAACGAUUGCGGAGACCGAGACGGAUUUGCGCUGCGCGGUGAUGCCGGCGCCACCCACGGUGCCGCAGCCCGGACGGCAGGGCCCCGACACGCCGCGGCCACAGAGCGUCGCCUUCCUACACGGCGGCAAGGUGGACGUGCUGGUGCCAGGGGAGCUGAGCAAGGCGCUGGUGCAGGGGCUGCAGCUGGAGAGCCAGAAGAGCAGCCGCGACUCGCUGCAGUGCUCCAGCGGCUACAGCACGCAGACCACGACGCCCACCUGCUCCGAAGACACCAUCUCCUCUCAAGCUUCAGACCAAGACUAUUUCUCGGUGAACGGCGAUGCAGACGAGGCCGACGCUUGCGGCCAGCAGCACCUUCUGCCCCCGCCGCCACAGCACCUGCACCACCACCAGCAGCAGCACCAGCAGCAGCACCAUCAGCAGCAAACGGAUGCGGACAAGUGCUGCACGGUUCCACGCGGAAGCGAGCUGGCGCAGUCGUACCGCCGAAUGUUGCAGGUGAAGAGGCCCGUUUCGACGGCCGGGCUGCCGUGCGCCAGCGGCACGGGGCCUUCGCCGUCGUCGCCGCCCUCGCCGCACGGCGUGGCCACGAUCCGCCGCGUGCCGUCCGCUAAAACGGCGCCGAGGCCCACGGGCGGCCCGCGGCCCAUCCGCCCGCCCAGCGUGCCCGUGCGACGCACGGCUCUAAGGGUGGACGUGAGCUGUCCGGGUGUCCUGGUCAUGGCUGACGAGGCGUCGCCCCACCGCAUGGCGCCCCCCGAGCUCGUGUCUCCCGAGGAGCGGCUGCAUAUAGCUGCGACGCGGCGCAGCAUGACGGAGCGGCUGGGCGCCGUGGUGGUGGCGGCGCACGCGCACGCCCAGUCGCACUCGCCCUUCUCCCCGUUCGCCAACACCAACGACGCCACCGGUGCCGGGGCCGUCUCGGCCACGACGUCAACAGCGGGCAGCGGCGCCGUCACGGUCGCUGUCGGCGCGCACGAGGACGCACGCAAGCAGACCACGCCGCACUACCCGGCGCAGGCACAGGACAUGCUGACGGCAAUCCGGCGAGGCGUGCGUCUGCGCAAAACCUCAACCAAUGACCGCUCGGCUCCGAGGUUUUGAGCGUGGAUCACCGCCCUCCACCCCCCCGACCCCGAUCCCAUUCCGUUCCGUUCUUUAGCUGAUUUAUUUUCCACCACCGUCCGACCGGCUUCGGAUUAAGGGAAAAAAUAUAUACGUUGAUGGUGAUGGCAACAAAUAGCCGUCAGAAACUAGAGCAAGCAACUUGUUGCAACCACUCGAUGCGGCGCCUGUCCUCGUGUUUUGUGAUUUUCUUGGAGCCGACAGUCGACACAUCCCAGUGUGUUUGUCGAUGUCUCUACUGACUGUGCUGAGCACCAAAAGAUGAAUUAUAAGCACUUACACGUGCGCGCAUGUGUGUACGGGUGGGGUAGAACAACGUUGCUUCAUAUUUACGUCAGUUUCUUUGCUUGUUCAUUUGUUUUGGGGUUUUUUCGCGUUGAGUAAUGCUCGCAUGUUUUUGUUCAUAGCAUAGAGGACGUUUGUAUAAUUAAUACUGUAAUAUCGACUAACUUUAAGUAGUUGCAUCAUGUAUAAUGGUUCCUUUCUCUACGUUUGCGCUGGGCGUUUUGGAAGACAACACAAAUUUGCUCGUUCACAAGUGCAGAGCGCAUUGCGCGUUUAGAAUGUGGUCAACGGUCACAGCACGAAAGCCUCUGGCGCUUGCUGCUGCUGCUAUUGCUUUGCCAUUUCACACUGCCUUAACUUGUAUGGUACCUGGCAGAGGUGGGACAAGGUGAGGCACGGUACUGUGCAGCACCGAGCAAGGCGUUGCCAGUCGAAGGGCAGAUUUCAAGCGAGUGUAAUGAUUUUCAUUUCCCAUUCAAGUACACGUGUUUUUUGUGUCGGAAAUUCCAGGCCUCUUAAUAGCAGCUUAUUUGGGAAAGACGGGAGAGGCUGGGUCUGUAUAUUCACUGAGGCUUACUGCUGUUCAAAAUGUGCCACGUUCAGCUGACUUGUCUGUUCAAUCACACUCCAGCCUGGAUCUAGGAGAAUGGGAGGAGCCCAGAGCCGAGGGGUGGCUGAUGCUUUGAAGGAUUUGUCCCCCAUUUUGGAGAUAUUUGGAGCACAGUGCACGCUAUGCAUGUUCACCUACCGUAAACAUGCGUGAAAGUCGCACAGUGUGCGCACGGCGGUGGUGCUAAUGUGCAGGCUUCGAUUGAAUUCCGGAUUUAAUUUCAACCACCGCUUGGUCAAAACGCCCUCUCCCAAACUCCAGGUGGAGCGCUGCCACCUUAUUCUGUACUUUUACCGUGGUGGAGAUGCUGCAAGGAGCAUCGCUCGCGCAGCAUUGAUGUGACUGUUAAUUCAUUGCACUCGUUCUCUCUGAGCGAGCCUCCCCAGGUGCUGAGCACAAACCAGUCCAGUGGCAAAUAUAAGCCUUACACCAAUUCAAAAAUUCUUGAAGUUGCCGUUGAGUGCAUUUUUAGUUAAUUAGUGCACAAACGAAACCGACACGGUGUGUGCAAGUUUCACAACGUCUUGUUUGUAUACGUGGGGUUAUUUUCCAGUUCCUUUAUAUUUGCUUUUCAACCAAAGCCCCCGGGCUCACGAUGUGAUUAUGCAGCCGUGGUCAAUAACAACAAUAUGAUGCUUUUCAGACAUCGCUGCAAGCGACAGGCUUUCCCAGUGGCUAUGUUCUGAAGCGCUUUCAUGAGGUUUUCUUCCUUCGCAACAAAGGUCACUCCCAAUCCAGCCUCACUGUUAUUGUUCAGUCAUGCCCAUAUCACAGCUGUUUCUCGCCUGGCAAUGUUUUUUACAACAAGUUACACAGUUGGUCCACUAAGUAGGUCACAUCGUAAGCCUCCCGGUGCUUUUAAUUGCACUCACGGUUUUUCCUGCGGCAUGUUUACCUAAGGCUUUAACGGUCAAAUGCUCGUUCUCUUUAAUCAACAUCAUUUACAAGUAACCUGACAUUCUUGCUUCCUAACUGGAAAUGACAGCUCCCUUUGGGGGGCGCUGGGGGGGGGGGGGUCAUCGAAAACAGCAUAUACCGUAGUUGCAUUCUAGAGGCUUCAGAGCAUUACGAUUCACGCGAGCUGUAAUUGCGGAGUUUGUGUAUACGCACGAGCCCAAACAGAAUGGGCUGCCAAUAUAGCACUGAACUAGGCCAAUAAAAAGGGGCAUUCGCUCUUCUGUGAAAGAUCAAUUAUUCUGGAAAGGCUCACCAAGUCUGUACUCUUCUUCAUUUGGGUUCCGAAUUGGAAUAUUUAUCCGAUCAUUUUAAUGACCGUGGCUGUGAGGGGGGGAUAAGUCUCCAAGGACAAUAAAACUCGUUAAUACAACUCGACCAUCUCCUGGCCACUGUUAAGCCCAUUUGGUUUGAGAGGAUUACAAAUUUGUAACGGUAAAAGAAUUGCAUCUGAAGGGAUAUUUUCACGGAUGUUUUGAAUAUAAUCAUUUGAACUAUAUGACUGCAAAGGCUUUAUUCCAAGCAAGACUAAAAUGAACUCCUGGUUCAUCGUGUCGGAAAUGAAGCGUACCUGAGGCCCCAAAGUCAGCUGAUGUGUCUCCUGGAGAUCUGAACGUGUAUGUUGUCGGUGGUCACGUAGAGAGAAGGCCUUUCAGCCCGCACGGUGCAGUUACCAACAAGUCGAAUGUUGCGAGCAUUGGUGGGUGAUUUUGUCACGGAUAGACAUUUAUGUACUUGAGAAGCUUGUCAGGUUCAGCUUUUGUUUUUAUUAAAGAUAACUAAUUAUAUAUUGACUCUAACUGUGACCAGAAGUCAUUUGCAGGUUUUUCUUGUUUACCAAUCAAAAUACUAUAACAGCGUUUAUACGUGCAUUCCGCAGUUUACGUGUGAACAGUGAGCUCUGACAGUGAGAAAGCGAUAGGUUAAGCUAAAUGGUGAUUCAACCCUCCCACACCCAAUGCCACAGAUGCCGUUUUGCCAAUAUCAAGUCAUUAUUGGUUGCUCAGAAUCACAUUCAAGCAGCCCUGCAGAAAAAAAAACGACGCCACCGCACGUGGGCGUCUGAUGUCACUCCUCCAUGAGUGUAUCCACGCCCGCGUUCAGUGUAGACCAGUGAUUACUUGAAGCCAGGCCUCAACACCGAUUCAUGAGAAAAUCAGCCCAGUAUAGCUGCAAGUUUCAUAACAAUUGUCAAAGACGAAACAUCUCCAAAGAAAAACAAAUCUAAAUGUGCCCCAUGAGGUGUAUUUUUUCCCUGAAAUUCAAAACGAGUGCCUCUGCACAGGAGCCUACUACCAUCGUGGGCAUGAUGAGGUUUACUUUUUAAACCUGAGCGUGGUCCUGCAGGUUUUGAAAAUAUAUUUUUACAAUGGAAACCAAUCUGUUUACCGUGAAAUUACUGCUCCUUGUCAUGCACUGUCAAAGUGUCUCCAUAUUUAAAUGAGCAUUGAGGCAAACCUGUGUUGGUGGUGGUGAAAACCUUACAUUGCUUGCACUUCCACAAAGUGGUAUUAAUUUUAUUGACCCCCAGGCGCAUGAUGGGCUAACUUGACCGCCCGAUUUGUUGUUGAAUUUUCAGAUUUUCAGAUGCGAGCCGGGCAUUGCCAUGACACCACCUGGCUGGUGAACAAUUAUUUUGUGUACCCCACUGGCAAAUUCAUUUGCCGACAACCCAACCCUUGCCUCCUACCAUUACACUCAACUGAGAUUCAAAAGGGGAGUGGAAAUAUUAUCUUGCUUGAUUUCAGAAUACUGUAAUUAUAUUCACAUGCUUCCCUCUAAAACAAAAUAAUUUUCUAUAUUCAAACAGAGAUACUUGAUGUAAUACCCAGCAUGUUGAAGAGCAGUUGCUAUCAUUGACCUCGUAAGUAACGCUGUUAGAAGGCAGUGAACUGUGUUGUGCGAUGAAGACUCAGUAGGGCAAUGGUUUACACUUAUAAAAUUUUCAACCGCCUCGGAUGUUACAUACGUGUACAAAUAUUUUGGUGCAUAGUAGAGUCGAGCUGUUUUUUGGUAGUUUUCAAUUGUAAUGCUUAGUUCAUGUUGUUUAUAGGUUUGUUUAAAAAAAAGUCUGAAACAAACUAAAACAAAUUAACAAUUGAGUUCCAAAGCAAAAAGAUUGGCUGGACCAGCAUUGAAAGAACAUAUUUAAUUUAUAAAGUAAUUUCGUUGUUUUAUCUUUUUUUAUGACAAUAGUGGAUAUUCUAAGAUUAAGCAUAUUUUAGUACGUGUACUUUCAUAUGAUAUCGGUAUUUGAACGUGUCUCAAUCUUUUAAUGUUUUAAUGUUUUUUACGACAUUUUUGUCUUUAUUUUCGUUUCUCUCAAUUAUCCGAGCUUGUCUUUGACUUAACUCUUUUUGACAUUUACACAAUUUACAAGAACUUAAUUAUAAUAAUAAUCUCUCGUGCCAAAACUAAAAAAAAUGUAAUCUGUAAACAACAUUCUGCACCCUCCCAGGCUUGGAGACGAUGACGAUUGAGGUGUAAAUGGCACCAAGCGUUCUUUAACAAGUUCUCGCCGACCUGUCAUGGAAUGCCAGGUGGCCGAGUAGAACAGCCACCUGGAGUCCGCUGUACACGGCACGUCAUAGUGCACGCGUCGCUUAACAUCUGUGCUGACCACUCUUCCGCAAAUAACACUGCUCACUAAUGGAGGGUCUCUGGCGUUUUCAGAGAACACCCAAAACACUGGUUGGGAACUCUUGAAUUAUUUUAAGAGUACUCCCACGGAUGCAUAUACGUAGAAAACCCCCCUUCAUAGUUGUAGUGGCCAUACCUAAAGCAAGACGUCGCCUUGCGUGCUGUUCAUGACAUUGUACUUUUUACGCCUCUCCCGAGUCAAGAACUGUUGUGUGAAGAGAGCAGUGAAAUCCUUGCGACCCAAGUGCCCCGUGUGCUGGGAGUACCCAAGGCGGAUCGAUGUAAUGCAGGACCCGAUGCGUUUGUGAGUGCGUGCGGACGUUGCCAGUUGUCGCAUUGCAUCUAAGCAGCGGCCUGUGAGGAGCAGAUUGUGUCGGGGGUCUUGCAGGCUUCAGUCCUCAAGACCGCCUCUCAUACGCCGCUCGCUCUCACGGUUGGACAAGCGCCUGACUUCGUGCAUUGUGCCUACAUUGUUAGACUGUAUUGAAUAUGGCACAAUGUUGAACCAUGAAUUCUAGAUUUGAAGUUUUCGUGACUGCAAGGAUUCAUAUUCUUAGGUUUUUUCGGUAAAGUCACGUAGGUAAAACAUUUACUUUUAUUAAUUUUAAUGUUUUACCUACGUGACUUUACCGAAAAAACCUAAGAAUAUGUUGAACCAUGGAUUUACAUAGCAGCUAAAUUGAUACUGUUACGUUUGUCAUUAAUUUACCACAUGAGAACCCAUUCACAAAAGUCUCUUGAGCAAGGAAAAUGUGGAGCAUGAUUUAUGCAUUGCCAAAAAAAGCAGUUUACAUCAAAUUUGGUAUUUAAAAAAUGGUUAGGGUCUUUUAACAAAAAAUGCCUAAAUUAUUUCCCAGCAAUCCAUCCUGCCUCUUGGUUUAGCGGGAAUUUUGACUUUCUGAAUGUCAAGCAUUGAGCUUGGUGCAAAUGUAGGUUUGGUAAGGAGAAUGUAAAGUUGUGCAAGGGUGAACUCGCAAGGUGGCAGGACCAAGGAUGUCCCCGUGCAUGCUUACAGAGCCCCCUCAGACCAAUGUUUGGCCGGGUGUGAGGUGGGAAAUUGGUCACAAGUGGUGGAAGAACUGGCUCCAUGUGAAUCGACCUGUAAGAGAUGGGACAGUCUCGUUCCAAGUAGUAUAUGGCCAGUUGCAUAAAACACCUUAUUAAAACACUACUUAUUGCCUUCAUGCCUGUCGGUGCCGGCAUCGAUCCCAUUAUUUGCAGUCAGCGUAUCCUUCAUAUAUGGCUCCUACAGCGCCAACUGCAGAGAAGCCUGAUGUGCAGACGAUUUUUAAAUCGUAUGUGGGUGCAGUGAUGACAAAACAACUUUAAUACAGUUGGUGCGAAAAAGUUGACGUUUACGUAAGCCCAUAAUCCUAUUGACCUACAACUCUAGAUGGAUGGAUGGGUGGGUAUUUGCGGGGAGGAAUAAAUGCCGAGAAAAAGGACAGGUAACCCGAGACGAGUCAAGUUGGGUUCGCUGUGCGGCCAACCUCCAGAACAGCUGUCAGCAUCUCUUUGUUGAGAUUGAUCGUCACGUGCAGCAGUGGAUACAUUAAGAAGAAGAAAACACGGAACUGAAGGUGUUUUAUGCAAGCGGACUCGUGCGUGUAUGGAGUCUUAUAUGAAGACGGGGCAUGACAGCAGGACAUUCGGUGAAGCUGGAAUAAUGUUUUGUUAGCCACUGUUGUCGCCUCACCCGAGACCCCCGACGUGUGUGAAGCACAAUGACACAGAGACAACGCAGUCGCUCACGCUAUUUUGCUAAUCUCAACAGUUGGUGGACGAACGUUGGUGACCUACAUCUGAUGCCUCUCUUCCCUUACACCCCACCUCCAUACUCCACCCCUAGUUCCCACCUUAUGUACAGUAUAUUAUAAUAGACUAGUAGAUCAAAAAUUGUUCUUUUUUUAGAUGAAAAGUGUUCGCAGUGCUUCUCGCUUAAAACAGCGAAAUUAUUGAAUAAAGUUGCAGUAACGUAAACUAGAUUGU
Molecule: messenger RNA, 9368 nt
Organism: Lethenteron reissneri (Far Eastern brook lamprey)
Lineage: Eukaryota; Metazoa; Chordata; Hyperoartia; Petromyzontiformes; Petromyzontidae
Product: protein MTSS 2-like
Biological process (GO): plasma membrane organization; cell projection assembly
Cellular component (GO): cytoplasmic side of plasma membrane; actin cytoskeleton
Molecular function (GO): phospholipid binding; actin binding
Source: RefSeq, a predicted model, not a curated record